GAGAGCUGUGAUUGGUCACAGCUUGUCACAUGGCACAAGGCUGUUGUAAAUAUGCUUGUACCAUGUGACCUCUGUGAUCAUUCACAGAUUUCACAAGUAGUAAGCAAUAAUGUCAGCAAGUAACAUCUUGCUUACUACUAUUCAUGUGAUCACUGAUUGGCCAAUCAGUGAUCACGAUUGGGACCUUACACAGAGGUCCCAUACAGCGAUUGAUGUUCUGCUGUGUCCACACACCGCUUCGCGCACUGGAUCACGGUGCUGCGCGCUCCCAGGGAGCGCACACAAGCAGGGGGCGGGGAGGCCGUUUAUA
This is a messenger RNA of Staurois parvus, 310 nucleotides long. The record is from the annotation of a GenBank genome assembly. Lineage: Eukaryota; Metazoa; Chordata; Amphibia; Anura; Ranidae.